AUGAGUACUGUUCUUCCUCAAAAGCUGGCAGCAGUUGCCUAUGCAGCGACAGAGGUCACUGAGGGGAAGGAUUUGACCACACAUACCGUUCAGACUCUGCCUCUUGGAAAGCCAAGGAAGGACCGAAGGUUCCUCUGGGAGAGGAGAGAUGACAACUACGACCCUGAAGAUAUAGCAACCCAACCCAGCGUAUUUGACGAUCCAGAUGUUGCGGUCGAGUAUCAGCCUCCUAGUAAUUGGGAAAAUAUUCAUCGCUUCGAUCCUCUGGCGCGAUGGACUUGGAGAGAGGAAGACAGCGUCGUCAGAAAGAUGGACAUCCGGAUCUUCAUCUGGACUUGUGUCAUGUUCUUCGGACUCGAGAUCGACCGGGCAAAUAUCCAUCAGGCACUAACCGAUGGGUUCCUUACGGAUCUUGGACUCAACACCAACGGAAACACCGUCUUUGCUGUUGCGUUCUUGUCGGCCGAACUUCCAUCACAGCUCGUCUCCAAGUGGGCUGGACCCGACCGAUGGAUCCCUACGCAGCUCACCCUCUGGUCUGUGGUUGCGGCGUCUCAGUUCUGGAUAUCCGGGAGGUCCUCCUUCCUCGCCUGCCGUGUCCUCAUUGGGUUUUUGCAAGGAGGCUUUAUUCCUGAUAUCAUUCUGUACCUCUCAUACUUCUACAAGCAUACUGAGAUGGGAAUACGCCUUAGUAUCUUCUGGAUGUCCAUGACCGCUGCCGAUAUCAUAGCUGCGUUCCUUGCCUACGGACUUCUCCACAUGCGGGGUGUCCUUGGCUAUGCUGGAUGGAGGUGGUUGUUCUUGAUAGAGGGUCUCCUCAGCUUACUGAUUGGCCUUGCUUCGUUCAUCAUGAUGCCAGCUGGCCCAACUGAGACAGCUAGUUGGUUCCGUGGUAAGAAUGGCUGGUUUACCUCCAGAGAGGAAGAAAUCAUGGUGAACCGCGUGAUUCGUGAGGAUCCUAGCAAAUCUUCUAUGCACAAUCGUGAGAGGAUUACCCUGGGACUUCUGUGGAAGAGUGUAUGUGACUUUGAUCUGUGGCCAAUCUACUUGAUUGGUAUCACCUCGAUGAUACCUCAAAAUGUUCCACGGUCAUAUCUUACCCUCUCUCUCAGGGCUUUGGGGUUCGAUACCUUUCACUCCAAUCUCCUCGUCAUCCCGUCGCAGGUAUUCACAAUGAUCACCAUGCUCAGUAUAGCCUGGCUUGCAGAUAAGACCAAGAGAGUGAUCGCGCUCUGCUUCAUCCCCAUGAUCUGGAUCCUUCCUAGCCUUAUAUGGCUACGCACAUCUUACACAGUUGAUUCACCUCGCUGGACGGUUUAUGGUGUUAUUACUGUCCUUGUAUCAUCUCCUGUGACACAUCCUAUUAUCGUUGGGCUGGCCUCACGUAACUCAAACUCGGUCCGAUCACGUACAGUGUCUGCAGCGCUCUACAACAUGUCAGUUCAACUGGGCGUCAUUAUAGGCUCAAACAUCUACCGCCAGGAUGACCUACCCUUGUACCGUACUGGAAACUCAGUUCUAUUGGGGCUUCUGGGCUGGAAUUUGUGCGUCUAUCUUGCAACAUUGCUUUACUACCGCUGGAGGAAUGCUUCGCGAGAUGAAGCGUGGCACGCACUAUCCGAGGACGAACAACUCGAGAAGAUUCAAGAGGAAUCGGGCGAGGGAAAUAAGAGGCUUGAUUUCAGUUUUUUUGUUUUUGCCGGCGGUCUACCAGACUACAUCAUCGAGAAUUUCUAUGAUAUCGUCGCGACUCUGGAGAGAGAUCAUGAAAUGGUCAAUGCUGAAUACUUGGACUCGCUCUGGUUGAGACAUGGUAUCCUUGGAAAGAAGACAAAAUAUAAACUCAAUUUCUUCUUCACUUCCGCUCCGUUGAACGAGAUCAAACAAGACAUUUUACAGCUACUGGAUCAAGGUGGCCCUCCCGCUCUUUUCGACUACACAGAAACGAAUGCCGAACCCGAACCUAUUGAUUGGAUAGGUGAAACACUGUCCGGCACUGCAAUACGUCUCGAUAAAGCUCCGGGUACAGAAGUGUCACGCCACAUCAUUCGAAAGCGCGCCUUGUCCCCAUCCGCGCCAACUCCUCCCACAAAAUUCCCGCGACUCGAGACUUACACCGAUAUCCACGAAAUUCCUCAAUCAGCUCAAGACCCAAGAACGAGACUCGAGUGGGUGAUGAAUACACGACAGCCUCCAGGUCGAUGA
Fusarium poae is the source of this 2205-nucleotide messenger RNA. RefSeq lists its product as uncharacterized. Gene Ontology annotation, molecular function: transmembrane transporter activity. The transcript is spliced from 8 exons. The record is from RefSeq and is a predicted model, not a curated record. Gene Ontology annotation, biological process: transmembrane transport. NCBI's taxonomy places the organism in Eukaryota, Fungi, Ascomycota, Sordariomycetes, Hypocreales, Nectriaceae. Gene Ontology annotation, cellular component: membrane. Bases 1 to 2205 code for a protein of 734 amino acids.